Molecule: messenger RNA, 695 nt
Organism: Salarias fasciatus (jewelled blenny)
Lineage: Eukaryota; Metazoa; Chordata; Actinopteri; Blenniiformes; Blenniidae
Product: dual specificity phosphatase DUPD1-like
Exons: 3
Coding region: 54-695 (213 amino acids)
Biological process (GO): negative regulation of MAPK cascade; protein dephosphorylation
Cellular component (GO): cytoplasm
Molecular function (GO): protein tyrosine/serine/threonine phosphatase activity; MAP kinase phosphatase activity
Source: RefSeq, a predicted model, not a curated record
AAUACGAGACUGUGCGUGUGUGUGUGUGUGUGUCAGCGCUGCAAAGCUGAGACAUGACCUCCAGUGUGAAGUCCAGAAGUAAGAACCCGUACGCAGCCGUGCAGGUGGACCCAGACAGCGACUACGUCACACCGGGGACGCUGGACCUGGAGCAGCUCUUCUGGACUGGAACCACGGCUCCUUACACACACGUCAACCUCGUCUGGCCUAACAUUUACAUCGGGGACGAGAAAACAGCCUUGGAGCAGCACGGCCUGAUGGAGCUGGGUGUUACACACGUCCUGAACGCAGCAGAGGGAAAGUACAACAACGUGCUGACCGGCGCUCACUACUACAAAGACACAGGGAUCCAGUACUUGGGCAUCGAGGCUGAUGACAAACCCACCUUCAACAUCUCCCAGUACUUCUGUCCUGCCGCACAUUUCAUUCACGAAGCCCUCAGCCACCCACAGAACAAGGUGCUGGUGCACUGUGUGAUGGGUCGGAGCAGGUCGGCCACUCUGGUGCUGGCAUACCUCAUGAUGAACCACAGCCUGACUGUGGUGGAUGCCAUUGAGCACGUGCGACAGCACCGCUGCAUCCUGCCGAAUCACGGCUUCCUGAAGCAGCUCAGGGCCUUGGACAUUGCAAUGCAAGAGGAAAAGCUGAGACUGAAGAGAGAAAUGCAGGAACCACAGCACACAACAAACAGCUGA